CCCAUUCUCUGGGCCGCGUCAGACGGAGACGCGGUGUCACGGGACAACCACUCGGGUCAGAGCACAGUCACCGAGACGGAUGCCAACAUUGCGCCGCUCUCAGUGACUUAGAAGGCAGGGUACGACUGCCAAAGGCUCAUUCAGUGAUUAGGGAAAUUCGCUUGCGUGCGGCGCUAUAGAUCGUCAAAGAGGUGACACGAUCCUACAAAAGGAUUCGAGAUCUCACUUUGAUUGGGGUCACCCGUCGUCAAAAUUUGGUAGCGAUGGACGACAAGGCAUCCAAUGAGCUUAUUUUUUAUGUGAAUGGAAAUAAGGUGCAAGUUUCAUCACCGGACCCAGAAUGGACGCUUCUCUUCUUCCUCAGAGACAAGCUGCGUCUCACAGGGACGAAGCUGGUCUGCGGAGAGGGUGGCUGCGGCGCCUGUACUGUCAUGGUCUCCAAGUAUUCUCCGGACAGAAAGAAAAUUGUUCACCUGUCGGUGAACGCCUGUCUGAUGCCGCUCUGCGCCGCCCACGGGCUGGCCGUGACCACUGUCGAGGGCAUCGGCUCCUCAAAGACGCGUCUUCACCCCGUGCAGGAGCGUCUGGCCAAGUCACACGGCUCGCAGUGCGGCUUCUGCACGCCCGGCAUCGUCAUGUCCAUGUACACCCUGCUCAGGAACCGGCCGCAGCCGUCCAUGCAGGACGUCGAAACAUACAUGCAAGGUAACUUGUGCCGGUGCACCGGCUACCGAGCGAUCCUGGACGGUCUGCGGACGCUCACCACCGACUCCGGCGGCUGUGGCGCGCAGAACUGCUGCCGGACCAACGGCAGCAGUGGAUGUGGACCGGGAGACCGACAGACGAACGGAACGGGCUCCGGAGAGAACGGGACGAACUCCAGAGAGAACGGCGCGGGCUCCGGACUAAACGGAACGGGCUCCAAAGAAAACGGAACGGGCUCCGGAGUAAACGGGACGAACUCCGGACAGAACGGGACCGGCUCUAGGGAGAACGGGACGGGCUCAAGACAGAACGGGACGAGCUCAAGACAAAACGGGACGCCUACCAACGGCGCUUACCGGGAGGAGGACCGCGUGGGCACCUCGCUGUUCGACACAGAGAGACUGACGCCGUACGAUCCGUCCCAGGAGGCCAUCUUCCCGCCCGAACUGAUGCUGCGACCGGACUGGGUGAGCCGACCUCUGAAGUUCAGCGGACCGCGGGUGACCUGGCACCGACCCGCCACGCUGAGCGAGCUUCUGCGACUGAAGGCCGCCUACCCAGACGCCAAACUGGUCAACGGCAACACUGAAAUCGGUGUUGAGGUGAAACUGAAGCGAUGCGAGUACCCGGUGCUCAUCAACCCGGGUCAGGUGACCGAGCUGACCUCCGUGACCUGGGACGAAGACGGCGUGACCUUUGGCGCGGCCGUGACCCUGUCGGACAUAGAAGCGGAACUGCAGGCGGCGCAGAGCCAGCAGCCUGCCUGGAAGACCCGAGUUUUCUCUGCUAUAACAGAGAUGCUGCGCUGGUUCGCCGGAACACAAAUUCGAAACGUCUCUGCGAUCGGAGGGAAUAUCAUGACGGGCAGUCCCAUCUCGGACCUGGUGCCCCUGCUGAUGUCGGCCGACAGCCAGCUGACCCUGAUGACGUCAUCCGGGGAGCAGAGGACGGUCCCGAUCCGCGGCUUCUACACGGCUUACAGACAGAACAUUGCCAGACCUGACGAGAUUCUGCUCUCUGUCACCGUGCCGUACACGGCUGAGGACGAGUUUUUCAUGGGCUUCAAGCAGGCGCAUCGACGAGACGACGAUAUAGCCAUCGUGAACGCGGGCUUCUUCGUCCGGAUCCGCGACCAGAAGGUCCGCACUUUCCGCGCUACGUACGGAGGAAUGGCAGCGACGGCGGUCUCCGCAACCAAGACGGAACAGGCACUCGUCGGCAGGCCCUGGGAUGACUCGCUCCUGCAGGAGGCGGUGUCGCUACUGCUCGAGGACCUGCCGCUCGGUCCUAGCGCUCCGGGAGGCAUGAUCGAGUACAGGCGCACGCUGACACUCAGCUUCUUCUUCAAGUUCUACCUGCAGACGUGCGGCUGGAUCACGGGCAGGGUCGACGAAAGCUGCAAGUCCGUGCUUGAGAAGUUCCACAGACCGACACCCGCGUCCACGCAGCUCUACCAAGUGGUUCCCAACGACCAGCCGGUGGAGGACCUGGUGGGCCGGCCUGUGGCGCACAUGUCGGCGCUGAAGCAGGUCACCGGAGAGGCCCAGUACCUGGACGACAUCCCGCCGCUCGCCGGGGAGCUCCACGCCGGCUUCGUGCUCUCAUCUCGAGCGCACGCGCGCAUUGUGUCGGUGGACGCCCGGGAGGCUCUGCAGGAGCCCGGGGCUACCCACUUCUUCAGCGCCAAGGACAUCGCACCGGAGAGGAACAAAACUGGACCCUCGCCCCACCAUCAAGACGAAGAGGUGUUCCGAGCCGAGACUGUCACCUCGAUGGGUCAGGUGAUCGGUCUUGUGCUGGCCUAUGACCGCGCCACCGCACAGCGCGCUGCCAAGAAGGUCAAGGUCAUGUACGAAGACCUGCCCGCAAUUAUCACCACAGAGGACGCGAUUCGCGAGAACUCUUUCACGCCGACGGUGCACUACUUCGAGCACGGUGACGUGGACAUCGCGUUCUACUCGGCUGCUCACGUCGUCGAGGGCUCGGUCCGGAUGGGCGGCCAGGAACACUUCUACCUGGAGACGGUCGGCUGCAUCGCCGUGCCGAAGGAGGACAACGAGAUGGAGGUGCACGUGUCGUCACAGGGUCUGAACAUCAACCAGAUGCUGAUCGCCCGUGCUCUGGGCGUACCCGCUAACCGGAUCGUCUGCAAGGCCAAGCGUCUGGGAGGAGGGUUCGGAGGGAAGGAGUCGCGAACCUGCUCCGUCACCACCCCAGUGGCAGUGGCUGCCAACAGGUCCGGGCGUCCUGUGAGGGCCGUUCUGGAGCGAGACGAGGACAUGGCCUCUAUGGGCACCCGGCACCCGAUGCUAGCCACGUACAGGGCUGGUGUUACCGCCGAAGGCAAGGUGACCUGCGUCGAGAUGGAAAUCUUCCUGAACGCCGGUUUCAGCCACGACCUCUCAUUGGGUGUUAUUUCUCGAGCGACCACCUCGUGCGACAACGCGUACCACUACCCGGCGUACCGGAUCACGGGCAAACUGUGCCUGACCAACACGCCCUCGAACACGGCGUUCCGCGGCUUCGGUGGGCCGCAAGGCUCCAUGGUGGCCGAGGCCAUGAUGGACGACAUCGCCAGCCAGCUGCGACUGGACGCCACACAGGUGAGGAUGGUGAACCUGGUGCAGGAGGGGCACCUGAACGUCACCCGCCAGCCCAUGGUGCAGGUCACCGUGGACCGAUGUAUCGCCGAGGUCGUCCAGAAGGCCGGGCUCAGACGGCUCCAGCAAGAGGUGGAGACGUUCAACAGGCUGAAUCGCUGGAAGAAGCGCGGCGUGGCGCUGAUCCCCAACAAGUUCAACAUCGCGUUCGGUCUGGCGCUGCUGAACCAGGGCGGCGCUCUGGUGCACAUCUACACGGACGGCUCUGUGCUGGUCACCGUCGGAGGGGUGGAGAUGGGACAGGGCCUCUUCACCAAGUGCUACCAGGUGGUGACGAGGGUUCUCGGGGUCUCCGCCGACCGCGUCUACAUCUCUGAGACGGCGACAGACAAGGUGCCGAACGCCUCCCCGACGGCGGCUUCCAUGAGCACCGACCUCUACGGAGCGGCCGUCCUCAACGCCUGCGAGCAGCUGCGGGAGCGGCUGGCGCCGUUCCGUAAGGCGGCCCCGGACGGCACGUUCAGCGACUGGGUGCUGGCCGCCUACCAGAGCCGGGUCUGCCUGUCCGUCUGCGGCUUCGAGGUGACGAAGGGCCUGGCCUUUGACCCGCUCACUCAUAUUGGCGACAUGUAUUCGUACUUUGUGUUCGGCGCCGCCUGCUCGCUGGUGGAGGUGGACUGUCUCACCGGGGACCACCAGGUCCUGAAGACGGACAUAGUGAUGGACGUCGGAGAGUCCCUGAACCCCGCCAUCGACAUUGGCCAGAUCGAGGGCGCCUUCAUGCAGGGCUACGGCCUCUUCUGCAUGGAGAGGCUCAAGUACUCUCCGAAUGGGUUCAACUUCACCCGUGGACCGGGAGCCUACAAAAUACCAGGGUUCGGUGACAUCCCGCUCGAGCUGCACGUGUCACUGCUGCGCGGCUCGCCCAACCCGCGCGCCGUCUACUCCUCGAAGGCCGUCGGCGAGCCGCCGCUGUUCUCUGCCGCCUCAGUCUUUUUCGCCAUCAAGGAGGCGGUGCGCGCGGCGCGUGCCCAGAACGGUAUCAGCGAGCCGCUCAGAAUGGAAAGCCCAGCCACCCCCGACCGGAUCCGUAUGGCCUGCCGAGAUAUGUUCACCGACAAGCUUCCACAGGCUCCAGAGCCGGGCAGCUUCAAACCCUGGAUGGUAGACCUGUGAUGGCGCCUACGACAGCAGAAUCGAUGGAUUCACCAGGAAACGUCGUGAAGUCAAACGGCCGACACUGCUUCAGAUCGUGUCACGUUUGUGAUAUAGGCAGGGCCUUGGCCACAUUGCAAGACUUGUCCGAAGUUGCGAGGGUGAUGGACGCAUUUUCCUUGGAGCGUAACUAGGAGAAAAGUGCCUUGUAUGAAUAUCGUCAUGUAGUUCUACGCCACUACGAUUGUAGUUUUUUUCUACAGCUUAAAUAUAAGUAGUUAUUAGUUGACAUUGAAGCUAUUAGUUGAAGCUUUGUAGGCUGCCAUAUAAUCUGUGAACGGGGUUUCGUUGUAUGACGUUGGUAUUUGUGUCAGUAUUUACAUUUUUGACAUGACUUCUGGGUUAGUUGGUCCACGGUUGACACUUUGUUCACUUACCCGGAAAUGUGGGAUCAUGACUGCCAGGAAAAUAGUGAUAAAACUUCAAGUGUUAAUAUGUUUUCCAUAUGUGUUAUGUAAGGACUAAUGAUGGAAUAUUACUAGAGGCGGCAGGUCUGUCACUUUUAAAAUUAGGUAAGUAGGUACUUGAAACGAGCUGAGUGACGAUAAGUGGUGCAAUAUGACACUCUGACUUUAAUAUGCUUACUUUAGAGAGAAGUGCGUUGCAAAAGCGGUGUAUUAAUUAAAAGUAACGUAUGCAUGUAGUUGAAUGGCACUAUUAUUGGAGGUUUGCGAAAUACACCUUUAACAUCAACCAUAACA
Molecule: messenger RNA, 5221 nt
Organism: Amphibalanus amphitrite
Lineage: Eukaryota; Metazoa; Arthropoda; Thecostraca; Balanomorpha; Balanidae
Gene: ry
Product: xanthine dehydrogenase-like
Exons: 26
Coding region: 264-4481 (1405 amino acids)
Molecular function (GO): 2 iron, 2 sulfur cluster binding; xanthine dehydrogenase activity; iron ion binding
Source: RefSeq, a predicted model, not a curated record